Messenger RNA from Mesocricetus auratus (golden hamster), 917 nucleotides. It is a transcript of the gene Cstl1, whose product is annotated as cystatin like 1. The coding region runs from base 472 to 900 and encodes 142 amino acids. Lineage: Eukaryota; Metazoa; Chordata; Mammalia; Rodentia; Cricetidae. The record is from RefSeq and is a predicted model, not a curated record. Gene Ontology annotation, molecular function: cysteine-type endopeptidase inhibitor activity. The transcript is spliced from 3 exons.
UGGUUGGGAUGUACUGCUCCAGGUUGCAUGCGGCUGAGCCCUAUGUCUCAGUUCAAAUAUGACUUUCUCCAUACAUGUUCACUCACUCCCACACAUGGAGCUCUCUGCCCACUACAGCAGCUUUUAUUGCAGAGCUCUGAACAGGUAUGCGCAGGCAAGGAUAAGGAUUCUCCUGGCUCGGCAGCAUGCAGAGACAACCCCAUAUUUGGAUUGCUAGAGAACAGAAUGGCCGUUGCAAGCCGGAGGAACUCCGCUGGGGAGCAGGGUGUAUGGCCCCUUGGGAAGCUUCCCAUGGAUAGUGUUCUUAGCACAGUGGAAGAACGUACUUGGGCUCUUAAUCUUUGCUUAAGUGCAGGUGAAGCUGUCUCCCAGGAAAGCCGGUGCUCAUAAGACCGCUGUGGAAGAGCAAGGGAACAGUCACCAUUCCUACCCUGGCAACAGCAGGGACAAGGGCCUGCCGACGCUGUGGAGAUGAAAGCCAGAGGCUUGAGGACCCCCUUGCUGCUCUUGCUGGUGACUGUAGUUGUAAUGGCCAAGCUGAAUUACAUCCAAAGGUGGGGAGGCUUCAAGGAGCAGGCCACCAGCGAGAAAAACAUGAACUCUACAGUCCACUUCUUCAUCCAAUCCUACAACAAUGCAAGCAAUGACACCUACUUGUUUCAGGUUCAGAAGCUAAUUCAAAGUCAGAUGCAGCUGACCACAGGGGUGGAGUAUUUAGUCACUGUGAAGAUCGGCAGGACCAAAUGCAAGAAAAACGAGACAAAGAAAGCAUCCUGUCCUCUGCAAAGCAGCAAGAUGAAGAAGAGCCUGAUUUGCACUUCACUGAUAUAUACUGUGCCCUGGGCGAACUACUACCAGAUCUGGAACAAUUCCUGCCAGGAUAGCAAAGUACCCAUAUAAAGAUCUCUACUGACACA